AUGAAAGUAACUGAUGAAAACAAGACAGCAAGCAUACGCCACAAAAAGAGCAAGAGAAAGGCCUUUGCAGAGUUGAAGAACAGGAAGAGAUCCACGAAUUUGGAAAUACUUGAAAAUGAGCUGUUUUCAGAUAUUCGGUCUGUAUCUGAGUACGCCCAGGAGAUUCUCCAGCACUACAAGAAGGAAGAGAUCAACUACAUGCCGUCGCACAACUACAUGGCAUUCCAGGAGGAGAUAAGAUGGGCCAUGCGCUCUGUUCUGAUCGACUGGAUCAUCGAUGUGCACCACAAGCUCAAUCUCCUCCCGGAAACUCUCUAUCUUUCUGUGAAUCUCAUCGACAGAUUUUUAUCUCUGCGGAUUGUCACCAUAGGAAAGCUGCAGCUCGUUGGAGUGGCUGGGCUUCUGGUUGCCUCCAAGUUCCAGGAGAUAGCGUCUCCUUCUGUGGAGACAUUCGUGGUUCUUACGGACAGAAGCUUCACAGAGAACGAAAUACUGCGAGCGGAGAAAUACAUGCUGCACUGUCUGGAUUACAAGAUAAACUAUCCCUCACCGCUUAACUGGCUGAGACAGUGCUCGCAUAACAAGGAGAUAGACAGACUGGGAUCUAUUAUUCUCGACUCUUUGCUGCCUGAUGAAAAGUUCUUGAAAUACUCUCCGUCAGUGAUGGGAUGCGCAGUGGCGUAUUUGGCCAGGGGGCUGCUGCCUCGGGAGGACAAGGAGUUUGAAGUCUUCCACAAGUUCGCUGCGCACCCUCUCUCUUCUCUCACCAAUUGUAUCGAUGAAAUUAAAACGUAUCUACAGAAACCCAUCCUGCACAGUUCCAUCUUUAAAAAGCAUGGGACCCUAUUCACCAAAUAUUUAGAUAAUCUUAAUAAAGUAUAA
Molecule: messenger RNA, 882 nt
Organism: Nematocida minor
Lineage: Eukaryota; Fungi; Microsporidia
Product: G2/mitotic-specific cyclin 2
Exons: 1
Coding region: 1-882 (293 amino acids)
Biological process (GO): mitotic cell cycle phase transition; regulation of cyclin-dependent protein serine/threonine kinase activity
Cellular component (GO): centrosome; nucleus; cyclin-dependent protein kinase holoenzyme complex
Molecular function (GO): cyclin-dependent protein serine/threonine kinase regulator activity
Source: RefSeq, a predicted model, not a curated record